UUUUCCCCUCCCCAUCCUCUGAAUUUGAAACCGGAGGCACCACCUCCUCUCUCUGGAAGGCAUUUUUGGCAUACAGAUACAGGUGGGAAGGGAUUGGCUCACAACGCUCGCUCAACAGCUCAUCCCCUGCUAAACCCCAGACCAAACCAGAUGUUCCCGUUGCGUGAUUCGAACGGCGGCGAGGGGUGAAAAAUUGGAAGAGGGAAGGGGCGGGUGUGAACGCCUGCUCCCCGCCGCAGCCACCGGCGCCCCCUCGCCGGCUAUAAAACCUUCCCUCCCCUCUGUCCUCCCCGUCGCCGCCACCCCCCUCGCGGAAACCCUAAUCCCCUCCUCUCCCAGACUGGUCUCCCCCCCGCUCCCCAACGAUGGUGGAGGACGCGCCGCCUCCAGCCCCAAGGAUGACGCAGGCGGAAGUGCAUGCUGAGGCCGAGCGGCAGAUGCGCGACAUCGGCCAGCGCUUCGUUGCGCUCCCUCAGGACAGAGACGAGUUGCUCAGGCUACUUCAGGAAGCGGACACCUGGUUGGUCAGGGUGGGCCAGUCCCCGCCAGAGAGCACGUUCAACACUCUUCGCCCCACCAUGGCUACUUUGAUUACAAAGGAGCUUCUGGAGCACCCUGAUCCUGACAUCAAGGUUGCUGUUACCUCUUGCUUAACUGAAGUUACCCGGAUCACCGCUCCAGAGGCCCCCUAUGAUGAUGACAUCAUGAAGGAUGUGUUUAAGAGAAUUGUGGAGACUUUUGCUGACUUGGAUGAUAUGGACAGCCCCUCCUUUGCAAGGAGGGCUUCGAUCCUUGAUUCUGUUGCAAGGGUCCGGUGUUGUGUCCUGAUGUUGGAUCUUGACUUGGACCAUCUGAUAGUGGACAUGUUCCGUAAUUUUUUCAAAGCCAUCUCCAUGAAUCAUUCAGAAAAUAUCAUCUACUCUGUGGAAACUAUAAUGAUAUUUUUAAUUCAGGAGAGUGACAAUGUCACUCCAGAACUGGCAUUGUGCCUGCUUCAGAACCUUAAAAAGGAAGCACAUGAAACUCUUCCGGCAGCUUUUGGACUUGCAGAGAGGGUAGUAGAUAAUUGCAAAGACAAGUUGAAACCGGUGUUUAUUGAGUUGCUUAAAGACACUCCCUUAGAUGAGUACAGCAACAUUGUUACAUUGGUGUGCUCAGUUGCUUCAGAUGCCACGGGAAACAACAAUGCAGAUGCGUCUGGAACGGCAGUUGAAGGUAAAAUAUCUGAGAGGGAUGAGUCACCUCAGGAAACUUCAAAGUUGGAGCAAGAUGUAAAUUGCCCAGGACAAGAUGGUACUCGCCCAAGCAGUAAUCCUAUAACUGCCAUUAGCAAUGGUGGUGCUCCAGUCGACAACGUCAAGUCCCCAGAUGGACCAGCUUCUGAACAGAAGCCUGAACUGCCUUCUGGUGAUGAGCAGGCCAAAAUUUCUGAUCAACUGAUAUCUGGUGAUGAAGAAGUGUCAGAUCCAGUCACCACAGAACCUGAAACGUCAUGUGAUCUCAGUUUAAAGAAAAGUCCCAAGCUUGAUUCUUACAUGGUAUCUGAGAUUACUGAACAUUCUAACGUUGUUAAAUACAAUGAGAGUCUUGUUGCAUCUGGAGAGUUAUCCCCAGAGACAAAUGAUGGUGAUGAUGAACAGCCAACAGAGACUGGCAAUAGAGCUAUUGAUGGCACAUCAAAACCUGUUGAUGCUAAGCCUGCUGUGGAUAAACCAAGGCAAGGCCGGCCUCCUGCAGCAAAGUCGCAGGAGAAAAAGCCUUCUGGAAAUAAACAGCGGUCAGACCUAGAAUCCAAAAGGCUUGACCUUGUUAGUGAUUCUGGAGGAAGAGCUACAAGGCGGCUGACGAAAGAUGUUGCUGAGUCUUCAUCAAAAAAGGCUGGUGAAGGAGAAUCUCGGAAGAAGCAACAGAAAGCCAGUUUGAAGCUGCAAAAGGAAGACCCCCUCUCUGAUGAAGAUGAUGAUGAGGAUACCAGUUUGAAGGAAAUGGUGUCGGCGAGCAAGACAGAUAAAACAAAAGGUCAACAAGAGGACAGUGAGGGGUCAAAAAGGAAACGUAUGCAGGAAGCUGAAGAGGCCUCACUGUCAAAGAAAAAUAAAAUUCUUGAUGAAAACCUUGUUGGCUCAAGAAUUAAAGUUUGGUGGCCUGAUGACAAAAUGUUCUAUGAUGGUGUUGUCAAGUCAUUUGAUGCUUCUUCAAAAAAGCACAAGGUUGCCUAUGACGAUGGUGAUACUGAGGUACUACUGCUCAAGAAUGAGAAGUGGGAAUUCAUUACUGAGGAGCAAAACAGCUAUCCUGAUGCACCAUCUGAUACGCCACGUGGCAGAAGAACUAAAGGGAUUUUGCGCCAGCAAACGAAGGAAGGGAAAACAGGAACACCUAAAAGUGGCAGUGAUGAUAGGGAUCUUCCCAAGAAGAGAGGGCGUCCAAAAGGUGUGGGCUCCAGCAAUAGCCCUGUGACUUCAGCCAGACAGAAGGGAAAAAGUGCGGAGAAGGAUACUCAAGAGACACCCAAGACUGGCAGUAACCUUAAGAAGGAAGGUGCAAGGCCCUCUCGAUCCACCAGCAAGACUAAGGAUGCUAUUGUCAAAGCAAGUGACAAGGAUGCUAUUGUCAUGGCAAGCGACAAAGAUGAGGCUGGUAGCACUAGAAGUGCUGACAAGUCAAAGGAUGAGGCUGGCAGUGAAGACCAGGAUUCAAAAGAUGAACUGAAAUCCAGUGAAGCUAUUGAUGGAUCCAAGACAAAUGGUCUUUCAACCAAAAGGAAGCCGAAGGAGAAAGAAGGUGAGUCAUCGGAGGAGCAGGGGUCUACUAAAGCUUCUACUGGAAAGAAGCGCAGAAGAAAGAACCACAACUAGAUGCUCUGAGCUGUGCGGCUCUUCUCAGGGGAUUCCACCCCCUGACAGUCUCAAGAUGUUGGCACGAGGCAUGCCAUGUAUGGCUUCUAUUCCUUGGACCAGUUACCUGCUAGGUCGUGUGGUGAUUGACCAUCAUGAAGCAGCUAGUAGUUGUAGUAGUCUUGAACUCUCAAUAGCAACUGUAAGGUUAGGCGUUACUUUUACUCCUUUCCACGGGCUAUUAAGCAUCUGGCAGAAAAUGGAUUUUCAUGCUUGCUGUGGAUUUAAGUCUUAUCAGAUUUUAAUGUAGCUGGGUUACCUGCUGCCAAAAAACAUGCUAUGUAAUUGGGUUUCCUGUCCCCAGGCUGUUUAAGAAGUGAAUUUUGCCAAAGAAAGGAACGCCAAGUUAUCAUC
Molecule: messenger RNA, 3251 nt
Organism: Phragmites australis (common reed)
Lineage: Eukaryota; Viridiplantae; Streptophyta; Magnoliopsida; Poales; Poaceae
Product: sister chromatid cohesion protein PDS5 homolog C-like
Exons: 14
Coding region: 366-2858 (830 amino acids)
Biological process (GO): DNA repair; mitotic sister chromatid cohesion
Cellular component (GO): chromatin; nucleus
Source: RefSeq, a predicted model, not a curated record